Archocentrus centrarchus (flier cichlid) is the source of this 5944-nucleotide messenger RNA. RefSeq names its product natural killer cell triggering receptor (gene nktr). Gene Ontology annotation, biological process: protein folding; protein peptidyl-prolyl isomerization. The record is from RefSeq and is a predicted model, not a curated record. Gene Ontology annotation, molecular function: cyclosporin A binding; peptidyl-prolyl cis-trans isomerase activity. Gene Ontology annotation, cellular component: mitochondrion; cytoplasm. Bases 1451 to 5263 code for a protein of 1270 amino acids. The transcript is spliced from 13 exons. Lineage: Eukaryota; Metazoa; Chordata; Actinopteri; Cichliformes; Cichlidae.
UCCUAAAAAAAAGCAUGAAUAUAAUGUUGCAUAGGUUGUUGGGGUUUUUUUUUGUGUGUGUGUGAAUUGCCCUAUGUAUGACUCCAAUGACCUUCACAUUUCCAUUGUAUAGUUCUUUCUUCUAUCUAGUAACAGUAGUAGGCUUUAUCAAAUCAGCAUGGAGAGUAGGCAUUCUCUUAACUGAAAGCUACAAUCUUCCUGCCUAAAAUUUUCAACAUUAUUCUCUUAUUUAUAGAGUGGUCUUUUGCAAAAUGAAAAGGUAAGAGAUGAACACAGCUCCGUAACACCAUGUCAACAUCGUCCCCACCACCUUCCUCAGUCAGUGAAAGCAGUGCAAAUGCUCGCAACGUCACGUAUGCGCAUUUGUACCGAAGGGUUUUCCCCCCUAAUGCCUCUGGCUGCUCAAAUUAGUUAUUUAUGUUAAAUAAGUGGCAUUUAACCAACUAGCAGGACAUGUAGCCAGAAGCAGGUGGUUUUGCUCCUUAACAAGACUACUUUAUGUUCGCUGCUACAACAUGGAUGUAGUGUGUGCAGAUGUGGUAUAACAAAAAUAGAGGCAUUGAAAACCUUUAACUUUAGUAGUUAUUCCACUCAUCACUUUUAUACUGUAUAUUAUCAUUCUGUUAAGUCUUACUCUGGACAUUACGUGGACUGUUAUUCACAAAGGUGCUUUGAAAAACACCACCCUGCAUUACUGUUACAGCUGUAGCUGCUGUUUAAAGCUGGAACCUCAAAGUAGGCAGUGACUUCUCCUUUUGAGACUGACCAGCGUCACUGAGAAUCUCCUAAAUCACUGGUCCCGACAACUUUUUCAAAAUCAGAAGCCUUUAUUGUCUGUUUAUUUUUCUAACUUUGGAAAGCAUUCAGAGACAGAGCCUGUGUCACCCUGCUAAACUGAUGGUGAACCGCAGAGCUACAUAUAAACAUACAUAUAAACAUCUAAAUACAACUUGCAGACUUAGUUCCUGGUGGCCUUGCAAGAGCACACUUGUGAUGUGCUUUUGCAAGAUAAAGAGUUCACUUUGAGAAAUGCAUGCAACAUGUUUCACAUGUCAGCAAGUGGAUCCCUUUGUAACUAUGAUAUGAACAGAAACCAAUAUGGUGUCCUUUCAUCUGGAAACAGUAAUUGUGUCUAAUCCUUUCUGGCUUGGUGCUUUAGUAACAGACUACAGUAAUAUUUGGCCCAAAAUAAAACCUUUUGUGUAACAGCUGACUUUAUGGAAGGAUAGGUUGGUGAGACAGCGUAAAAGUUUGAUGGAUUAAUACGCUUUUUUUUCCAUGAAUAUUUUUAUUAACACUAGCACCUUCUCUCUCGUCUCCCGACAGAUGAGAACUUCACUCUCAAACACGACAGAGCCUUCCUGUUGUCGAUGGCCAAUCGUGGGAAGGACACCAACGGUUCACAGUUUUUCAUAAACUCUAGCAUCCUGCUCUUCCAAGCACAACUAAGAUGGCGCCUCAUCUUGAUGGAGUCCACGUCGUCUUUGGUCUUGUCAUCUCCGGAUUUGAAGUGAUAAAGAAGAUUGAGGGGCUGAAGACUGAUUCUGCUAGCAGACCCUACGCUGAUGUGAGAGUGGUUGACUGUGGACAGCUGAUCACCAAGUCUGCAAACGAUGUGCUAGAAGGCAAGCGGAAAAGAGCUUCCCAUUCUGCUGACUCGUCCCUCAACUCCCAUGACUCGUCCUCCCAGUUCUCUUCAGUGGAGUCUGAAAGUGAAUCUGAUGCAAAGCACAGACAUCACAAGCAAAAGAGACAGUCCAAAAGUAAACGAUCCAAAAAGAAAAGGAGGCAGUUAAAGAAGGAAAAAGAUGCAGAUACUCUGCCUUCUAAGCAAAGUCCUGUGGAAAGAGAGACACAGGAGGAAAAGAAUGAGGUGGAAGAAGAGAAGGAGCUGGGUGGGAAGAGAGAUAAGCCUGUUGUUCGACCAGAGGAAAUCCCACCAGUUCCAGAAAACCGCUUCCUGCUGCGACGGGACAUGCCAUCUCAGGAAGAUAAAACAGAAAUAGUUGAUAAGGAAGAAGCAACUCUCCCAGCUGAGCAGAAACCAGCGGUGUCCAAGUCUGGACGGAAGAUCAGAGGCAGAGGAACAAUACGAUAUCACACUCCUACAAGGUCUAAAUCACGCUCUGCCUCUGUAGAGGAGCGUGGAAGCAGUGAAACUCCACCGCACUGGAAAGAAGAAAUGAAGAGAACCAAAGUUUAUCAACCCCCAAGCAUCGAGCGUUGGAGCAAAGGAGACAAAUUGAAUGACCAUUCUUCAAGCAGAUGGGAUGACAGAAGUGACUCUGCGUGGUCCCGGUCUGCAGAGCAUUCCUCAGACCGCAGCUCUGAGAGGUCCAGUCAGCGGUGCCAGCAGAAGAAGGCGAAGAAGAAAUCUAAACACAAGAAGAAGGCCAAAAAACGGAAACAUGGCAAGAAGAAGAUUUCCAAGAGCAAACCACAAGAGCCUUACCAGUCAGAUGGGGAAAGGUCCGUAUCUGCAGAGAGAGCAUUCAGAAGAUCUCGUUCUCCAACUCGUUCUUCUUCAAGUCCGCAUCAUUCUUCACACAAAAGGAAACGGCGGUCCUCAAGGUCAUACAGGGAUUCCCGAUCCUACUCUAGGUCCUACAGUAGGUCCAGUCGAUCCAGAUCUCGAGGAAGGUCUCGGUCUUACUCAAGGUCUAGAAGCCGGUCUGGAUCUAGAAAGCGAUCUUUCUCUAGAUCCAGAUCUUGGACCUAUUCUCAGUCCCGAUCUAGAUCAAGGUCCAGGUACAGAUCCAGAUCCAGAUCUUUGUCACCACCCAGAAAAAGAAGUUUUUCCAGAUCUCCAAGAAAGAAAAAAACAAGCAAGCCAGAUGUCACGAUCCCUGUGAAUGAGAAGCUUCAAGAGAGCAAAGUCACACCUGUCCCCAGACUGCCUGCUGUCCCAGCUCCUGAAAGUGUCCCUGUGAUCCCACUGAGCGACAGCCCUCCUCCCUCACGCUGGAAACCAGGGCAGAAACCCUGGAAACCAUCCUACAUCCAUAUUCAGGAAAUUAAAGCUAAAGUAGCUCCCAGUAACAUUUCCUCAACUGGGCAAGCAGUUGAUACUGCAGCAGAAAAAGCUCAGACUUCAGCUACACCAAAGUCUCUGCCAGGUGACUCUGAAGGUAACAAAGCACACAAACCUGCACAGCACUCACACAGUAACUCAUCCAGGAGCAGGUCCUACAGCCGUUCUUACAGUCGCUCACAGAGUAGAAGUUAUAGUAGGUCCAGGUCCAGAUCUACUCAUCGGCACAAAAGCAGGUCAUCAUCCUACAGCAGAUCAGAGUCUGAACAGUCCCAGAAAACAAGUAGCAGAAAGAAGAAAUCACUAGACAAGGAGUGGAAGGAGUACUACAGUUCUCUGAGGAGAAUAAAAAAUUUAGAUAAGUACAUUUCACUGACCAGCAGUCAAGAUGCUCACUCGGGAUCAGAGAACAGGACAGACAGUGAGCGCAGUCCUGAUAUCAGUGGGUCUGUGGAGAAAAUAAAAGACAAGGGCAGCUCACAGGAUCUUGAGAGAAAACAUUACAGUUCAGUGCCAGUGGAGAACUUUAAUAGCAGGUCUGAAUGGGACAGUGACAGUGAUAAGGUGAGCCAGAGCAAUAGUGCUCUCCCAUUAAAAAUACAGAAAAAGGUGGCUCAAUAUAGUGAAUUUCUGGAGAAGAAGUUAUCUUCUACUACUGGAUGGAAUUCGGAAAGUGACUCUGAAAAUUUAACAGCUAGGGCAUUAGCUGUUUCUGAAAAGGAGGAAGGGGAGGCUAGUUCAGAAUCAGAAUAUGAGAUUUCCAGAAAAACAUCUGAGGGAGGGAAUGCUCUGGCAGCUUCUGGUCAGUCAGAGGAAAAUCAUGAGAAGGCUGCAGAGCCAGAGAAGCACAAGAGCAAGAAGAAAGCUAAACGAAAGCAUAAACAUAAAAGGAGAGGUGAGAAUAAAGGCGGUUCCCAUCACAGUAAGGACAAAACCAAGAAAACUAAGAGAAAACCUCAGAAGCUGAAAGAGACUUUUCACUGGCAACCACCUUUAGAGUUUGGAGAGGAAGAAGAAGAAGAUGAAUCCAAAAGGGAGAGGCAUAGUCCUAGAAGAGUUGUUAAAGAAAGUCCUGGUGUUAAUAAUAUGAAUGCAAAGGACCGAAAUGUAAGUUGUAAUCCUACUAAAGAAGGAGGAGAAGAAAGGGGGCAACAGAGAACAAAAGAAGGUAUCAACAAAAACACAGAGCACACUGAACCUCAUCAAGAGUCAUCCAACAGGAACAGCGCCAGCAGUUCUCACUUGUCAAGUGUCCAAGAGCAAGAGCCAUUAGAUGAUAUGGACAUUUGCACCCCGGAGCAUGAUGUUAAAAUUGUUGAACCUUCAGUCCCACGUGAUUCUCACGACAGCGCCCCUGAACUGACCCUAAAAUCUUCCUCAAACUCUUCAGAAAUGGAAAGCAAUGACAACGCUUUACCUCACAGCAAAGAACAGUCUGCUGUUAGUUCCACGACAGCUGGUGGACUGCAAGACAAAGCAACCGCUGGCAAACCCACUGCCACUGUAAUCAAUUUAAAAUGGAGGCCACUGAAAGGAACGUCAGCUGUACAGAAUGUGAAUGCACCCCCGGUCACUGUGAAAAAUGUCCAAACUCAAGAGAGCCAGACCCUCAACAUGCAGGGAGUCCGAAUGGAGAUAAAAAGCAAAAGCCGCGUCCGACCGGGAUCUCUGUUCGACGAGGUCCGUAAGACUGCACGACUCAACCAGAGGCCUAGAAACCAGGAGAGCUCCAGUGAAGAGAGAUCGCCCUCUGUGGGGAAAGCAAAGGGAACAUCUCGCACACGCUCUCCAAAGAAGUCCCGGUCUGUGUCUAGAAAGUCCCACUCUGUUUCCAGUCACAGGUCACGCUCCCGAGGGUGGUCCCACUCCUACAGCAGGUCCAGAAGUAGAUCCCGCAGCUCCAGCUACUCCUCCAGGAGCCGUAGCAGGAGUUGGAGGAGACGUGGGAGAGGACGAUCACGCUCUCGCAGCAGCACAUACCGAAGUUACAGGAGUCACAGCCGGACGUACAGUAGAAGUAAUUCCAGAAGUCGUUCGUAUAAUCGCCGCAGGAGAUCCAGGUCAGACUCCUAUGACAGCUAUUCCAGUCGGAGUCGGAGUGUGAGCAGGAGACGAGGGCGCAGACACAGUGACAGCUACAGGAGCUCAGAUCGCCGAUCACGGUCGUACCGCUCGUCCAGUCGCAGUUCUUCAAGGCGCAGGAGCCACAGUCGUAGCAGUCGCUACAGCUGAGCUACACCUUUAAAACCAGCCUGUUGGUUUACACCUGAUGACGGGGAUCAGAACCACCAAGUCUGGACACUGUCAUAUACUAAAAGAUCAGCACCUAAAGCUCUAGGAGGAAGACUUAUUUCCAGUCUUAUUGUCAGUUUCAUAUGGUUCUGUAUGUCCACCCUCCACAAACUGCCAUUAAAGUCACUGAGGAAAUUAAUGUAAAUUAUAAACCAUUUUACAAGCUGAUACAAAGAACUUCUUUUUGGGGGGCUGUGACAACAACUGGCUUGAAAUGUACCAACACAGCUGCUCAAACAGAAACUUUGAAAGUGAAAUACAUGCUAUACUUAUUACAAAUAAUAUGACAGAUAUUCUGUAAAUAAUUGAAAUAGCUUUAUAUUCAUGGAUUGUUUUUCUACUUCUUUUAUACACUGACAUGUACAAUUGUUACAGUAUGAGAGUCUAAUCAGCUUUGCUGUGUUUGAGGAGUUUGUUGGUUUGAGUUGAGGUUUUGCCUUAAGCUUUGAAAGUGUUCAUGAAGUCAUCACUGAAUGGAAUAAUGUGUAGCUGGGGUUUUUUUUGUUUUCAUUACUUUUUAUCACUGUACCAUGAAUGUUAAAACUGAACUCAAAUUAGGGAACUGCAGAUUUAGGUUUGUGUUCUGAACGUUUACUUUUAAUAAAUGAACUCUGGCCUCUC